Penicillium canariense is the source of this 2592-nucleotide messenger RNA. RefSeq names its product putative transcription initiation factor TFIID subunit. Lineage: Eukaryota; Fungi; Ascomycota; Eurotiomycetes; Eurotiales; Aspergillaceae. The record is from RefSeq and is a predicted model, not a curated record. Gene Ontology annotation, molecular function: RNA polymerase II general transcription initiation factor activity; protein binding. Gene Ontology annotation, cellular component: transcription factor TFIID complex. Gene Ontology annotation, biological process: transcription initiation at RNA polymerase II promoter. Bases 1 to 2592 code for a protein of 863 amino acids. The transcript is spliced from 6 exons.
AUGUCCGCGCCAGGUGGCGCCCCCAGCCCUGCGCCGCGCAGCGGCAGCAUGGGACCCGGCGCAAAUGGAGGCAAUAUGCCUAUGUCGUCGCAACAACCAAUGUCUGGAACCCCUGUCCAUCAUCCACCUACUCCCGGCCCACCGCCGCCGCAGAGUGGUGCCAUGUCACAACAGAAUCUCAAUCAGAUUAGUCGCCGCAAGCCCGGGGGGGGGGAUGUCUGUGACGAGGAAUACUAUCCCCCCGGAUCGAGCCAAUCAAACUCAACCGCACUCAAGCCCUCUGCCAGGAAGCGGCCUCGGCAUCGUCCUCCUGCUGGGAAAAGGGGACAUGGUCCUCCUACUCCAGGUCCCGAGGUACCCCGAGCUUCCGCGAGGACUGCACCUGCUGAGAGGGCUGCGCCUGCCGGGAAGACUCCAGCUAUUCAGGGCUCUCAAUACUCUCACACCGGCUUGCAAUAUGUCUCGAAUAGCUCUCUCAUGGACCAAGCACUAUCAGUUGCGUCUCGGGCUAGUCUCAAGCUGCUGGGCCAGAACCCCCUGGGACCGGAUGCAGUCAUUGAUUACCUGGCCAAGAAGGGCUACAGCCGUACCGAGGCAAUGCUGCGCAUGGAAUCUGCAAAUCAAGAAAUUGAUGGCCGCCCUCUCCCUCCUCUUGGAGAAGACGCCCGUCCUAAGUUUAGACAGGGCUUUGAUCUACUCAAGACUUGGGUUGAGGAGAACCUCGAUUUGUACAAACCUGAGCUUCGUCGUGUGUUGUGGCCACUCUUUGUUUAUUCGUUCCUGAAUAUGGUCACGUCUUUCUACCCCCAAGAUGCGAAGCAGUUUUUUGAGUCCAACAAGAACAUGUUUCUCCCCGAGCACACGGACGAUGUCCGUGUUUUUGAGCCCAUCAGCCUGCCAGAGCACGUCCAGGCCAAUGACACCGCCAAACUUUAUCGAACCAACAAGUACCGCAUCGUCCUGAGCAAUCCUGCGUACACCAACCUCUUGCAAUUCCUGGAAAGCAAGGAGAAGGAGGGAGGCUCCGUCAUGAAUGCCAUUCUGAGCAGCUAUUGCACCAUCAAGACUAUGGACCGUGCUGCUGACGAUCGGUUCAGCUUCGCUGCCAUGCUGGGCCAGAUCGGGGCAGGUCAGACGUUCCCCUCCGAAGAUGAAGGUAUUCCCGGCCACCAUCCUGGCUCGGCUUAUACCGGAGAUAAUCCGGCCAUGGCUGGAACCCUGCCAAGACUUAGGCUCGGAAAGAUGCCUAUGGAGCAGACUUUGGAAGAAGAUGUUCGUGCGGAACUGGCCGAUGAAGAUGCGAAAGACGCCCCUGGCCCGGGCCGGCACACACUUGUGCAGGAGUUUGAGCAGAUGAUCAAGAAGGAGGAAGAUGAGGAGGCGCCAACGCGCGCUGACAUCCCUUUCCCUCCAUCCACUGCUCGCGAUGUCGCGAUCGAAUGCAUGAAGGUUAAGGAGAACCGAGAUCGGUACAAGAUUGAAGGCCGUACUGGUGGUGUGGGCCCUGGAGUCAGCGUGUGCAUGUUUACUUUCCACAACACCUUUGAUGGCAUCAACUGCCUGGACUUUUCCGAUGACAACCUGCUUGUUGCUGCUGGAUUUGCCCAGUCUUACAUCCGGGUUUGGAGUCUUGAUGGGAAAAACAUUGAGGCGGCCUAUCCGGAAUUAGAUGAUCUUCCUCCGGCCAACUCUCGACGCCUCAUCGGACAUUCUGGCCCUGUCUACGCGGUUGCUUUCCCUCCUUGCGCAACAAAGGCCGAUAAUGUUUCCAGUGAAGAUUACGUUCCUACCAAUGCUCGGUUCCUUCUCUCCUCCUCAGCGGACAAGACGAUCCGGCUGUGGUCUCUGGAUACCUGGCAAUGCAUGGUCGUUUACAAGGGCCAUGACCGCCCCGUGUGGGACUUGCGCUGGGGACCUUUCGGCCACUACUUCGUAUCUGCCGGCUCUGAUCGCACUGCCCGUCUCUGGGUCACCGACCACAUCCGCCAGCAGCGCAUCUUCGCCGGACAUGACCAGGAUGUGGAUUGUGUUUGCUUUCAUCCAAACUCCGCCUACGUCUUUACUGCUAGCUCCGACAAGACAGUACGCAUGUGGGCAGUCACCACUGGAAAUGCCGUGCGCAUGUUCACUGGCCACACGGGCAAUGUGACUGCUAUGGAGUGCAGUCGCGACGGCAAGAUUCUGGCUUCGGCAGAUGAUGCCGGUUCGAUUUUCCUGUGGGAUCUUGCUCCAGGCCGUCUCUUGAAACGUAUGCGUGGUCAUGGGAAAGGUGGUAUCUGGUCCCUCAGCUGGAGCGUUGAGUCAACUGUUCUCGUCUCUGGUGGUGCUGAUGGGACUGUCCGCAUCUGGGACGUCGCUAGUCCCCAGGAUGCCAGCCAGGGACGUGUGAUCGGCGAAGGUGGUGCCGGUACUAAGCUUGACUCCGGCAAUGCCCCCACAAGCACUGCAGGUCAAAGCAAGAAAAAGAAGGGCAAGGAUGUCGUUGUCACCCCAGAUCAGAUCAGUGCUUUCCCGACUAAGAAAAGUCCUGUUUACAAGGUCAAGUUCACCAACAUGAACUUGGUUGUUGCGGGCGGUGCGUAUCUUCCAUAG